Messenger RNA from Theileria parva strain Muguga, 632 nucleotides. Its product is annotated as Fe-S protein assembly co-chaperone HscB. Lineage: Eukaryota; Apicomplexa; Aconoidasida; Piroplasmida; Theileriidae. Gene Ontology annotation, molecular function: protein-folding chaperone binding; ATPase activator activity. Bases 1 to 621 code for a protein of 206 amino acids. The transcript has 6 exons. Gene Ontology annotation, cellular component: mitochondrion. The record is from RefSeq and is a predicted model, not a curated record. Gene Ontology annotation, biological process: protein complex oligomerization; [2Fe-2S] cluster assembly.
AUGUAUUUUUUAAGGAAUAUUUAUAAUUUGAGAUUCUUUUCAGUAUGUAAAUGUAUUAAGUGUGAUAACUCGGUCAACAUCACCAACUUCUUCUGUAACUCGUGUAACUGGCCCUUGGAGAGCGAAAUUAUAAAACGCGAAAAUAUCUACAAAAUCUUCCAAAUAGUUGAGGAGUAUGAGAUUGAUAAGAAUUUGUUGAGUAAAAGGUAUAAAAAUUAUCAAUUUCUGCUACACCCGGACCAUCACUAUGGGAGGACAAAGGAAGAACUUAGCAUCAUCACCGCAAACUCGGGCAUAAUCAACUCGCUCUACAACACACUAAUCGACGAUAAAAAGAGAGCUGAAUACCUCUUCAAAAUCAGAUUCACACGCUACAAUUUCGAGGAGGAAAUUGAAAAGAUUAAAAAAAACCAGCUGGAAUCUGUAAUGGAAAUUUACGAGAAGUUGGACUCCCUGGAGACCCUGGAGGAUAAAAAUAAAUUAAAAGCUGAAAUUAAGAGUAAAAUUGACAGUGCAGUUGAGAGAAUCGGAGAAUCGUUUCACUCCAACGACGUGAAUUCCGUCACUAAAAAUUAUGUAACACUCUCAUUUUACAAACAAAUUUACAAUAAACUAAUUUAACUCCUUUUCUA